This is a messenger RNA of Bicyclus anynana (squinting bush brown), 765 nucleotides long. Its product is annotated as trypsin CFT-1-like. The record is from RefSeq and is a predicted model, not a curated record. The coding region runs from base 1 to 765 and encodes 254 amino acids. NCBI's taxonomy places the organism in Eukaryota, Metazoa, Arthropoda, Insecta, Lepidoptera, Nymphalidae. Gene Ontology annotation, biological process: proteolysis. The transcript is spliced from 4 exons. Gene Ontology annotation, molecular function: serine-type endopeptidase activity.
AUGAAGACCACCACAUUAUUGUUAUUGGCUGUAUGCCUGACUUCUGUUGCGGCUAUGCCGCACCAGGAGCGCAUAAUCGGUGGAAGCACUACCACCAUUCAGACGUACCCAUUCGCUUGUUCGUUGCAGACCACUUCAGGAGCGAGCUGGCGACACGUGUGCGGCUGUUCCAUCAUAAACAACAGAGCUGUCUUGUCCGCUGCACAUUGUUGGCCUCGCACAGCUGCCGGGGGUAGCUACCGCGUUCGAGUGGGUUCGAGCCAGAGGAGCAGCGGUGGCUCCAUGCUGACCGUACAACAACUGUUCGGCCACCCACAGUACAAUACAAGGAACCACGACAACGACAUUGGCGUCGUCAGGACGUCUGUCGCCAUCCCCAUAGGCUCUGCUUCAGUCCGCGCGGGGAACAUCGCUGGAGCAAACAACAACCCCCCUGACAACGCCAACGUCAUUGCUAUCGGAUGGGGCUUCACUACCCCUACUGGAUCACCAUCAGAAACCCUCCGUCACGUACAAAUCAGGGUUGUCAACCACAACCAAUGCAGGAACGCCUAUGGUGGUAGCACCAUCACCGCCAACAUGCUCUGCGCGAUGUGGCCAGGUGGUGGCAGAGGAUCUUGCUUCGGAGACUCUGGAACUGCCCUCAUCCACAACAACGUGGUGGUCGGUGUCACCAGCUUCGGAGCUGAAUGUGCAUCAGCUCGCUGGCCAGGAGUAUACGCCAGGGUAUCUAGAUACACCGCCUGGAUUCGACAACAUGCUUAA